AUGUCGCACAAGCGCGUGGUUGAGGCAUUAAACCGGAGCCUGCAGGACAUCCGCAGCAAUGAGACGCUGAUGGGAGGUGCUGUUGUUGUACUCACUGGUGAUUUUCGGCAAACUCUUCCAAUUAUCGAAAGGGGUACACCGGCAGAUGAAAUGAACGCGUGUCUCAAGGUUUCGUCACUUUGGUCCAACGUAGAAAAACUCCACCUUACUCGGAAUAUGCAUGCACAACUUUACAAUGAUACAGAGUCAGUUGUAGAUCCUGGUGUAGUGAAGACAGGGGCGUAUAAGUAUGAAGAUGGGACCAGGUAUGUCGGGGAAUGGAACUCUAAGGGCCAGAAGCACGGGAUGGGUCACCUCGUCCUCCCGGAUGGUACAAGAUAUGAUGGCGCGAUGAUCGGUGGCCUCUGUUCAGGGCUCGGUGUGAUGGCAUUUCCUGAUGGAGCUAAGUAUGAAGGUGAAUUUAUGCAGGGCUGGUUUCAUGGACAUGGUGUAUUCUGGAGAGCAGAUGGCAUGAAAUUUGAAGGAGAGUUUCGUGGCGGCCGAGUAUGGGGAUUAGGUUUGGUGACUUUCAGCGAUGGCAGCAACGGCUUUCCUCGUAACGAAGGUUUCUUUCAAGACUGCAGGCUGGUGCGCAAGAAACGUUGUCCAGAAGUAGUGCAGCGUGCACAAAAAGUUGCCUAUAUGGCGCGGGCUCAGUGUCAGCAGAUGUAG
This is a messenger RNA of Diatraea saccharalis (sugarcane borer), 711 nucleotides long. The record is from the annotation of a GenBank genome assembly. NCBI's taxonomy places the organism in Eukaryota, Metazoa, Arthropoda, Insecta, Lepidoptera, Crambidae.